AUGCGUAUAUUAAAGAUCUUAUUACUUGGUAACGAAGAGUUUUCUUCAACAAGACGAAGCAUUCAUAAAGUUCUUGCACACAGUAAAAUAAUUGGAUGCAAUGGAUAUAUUAUACUUGUUGCUAACGGUUUGUUAGUUUCUAAAUUUUUGCAAUACACAGAAAGAGAAGAAUUAAUCAACACUCAUGGCUUCUUUUUAUUAUUACACGAUUAUAGACUUUUCAUAUCCGAUUUGCAUUAUAUUUGGAAUAGAAUAAUUAAUGUUAUAUUUGUGCAUCAAUAUAAACCAUACAAAUACCGUUCAGGUGAUACAUCUGCUCGACCUAUAAUUAAUUUAGAAACAGUAUACUUUCCAAGUAAAAAAAAAAAGUUUGUAAUAACGAAGUAUUUAGAUACUUGGCACCAUGGAAAAUUUCGUUAUGGUAAAGAUCACUUUGUACAAAGGAUUUCAGAUCUGAAAGGAAUAACUUUAAGAGUUUCAGUUUUUGAACACAUMCCAGCCGUAACAAAAGAAUCACAAAAUUUUUAUAAAGGCGGUCCAACUUACAGCACUAAAGGAUUGGGUGUUGAAUUUGAAUUAAUUCGAGUUAUAGCCCAAUUUAUGAACUUUAAAGCACAGUAUUACAUGCCUUACAACAUAGCCGAUGACAGGUGGGGAGCUUUAGAGAAAAAUGGAACGUAUACUGGUCUUAUAGGAGAAGCAAUAGCAAGAAAAGCUACAUUUUAUAUUGGAGAUCUCCAUUAUACUUCCUAUCUUUUAAAAUUCUUUGAGCUAUCUAUUCCUUAUAACACGGAAUGUCUUACUUUCUUAACUCCCGAAUCUUUAACAGAUAAUUCAUGGAAACUUUUAAUUCUUCCUUUCAAACUCUACACAUGGAUUGCAGUUCUUUUUACUCUUUUACUAGCAGGAGGAAUUAUUCAUCUUUUUUCGUUAUCUUAUCAGAAACACAUAAUUCUCUAUAAGGAUGCUAAACAACAAUUAGUUAAAACUAACAAGCUUAAUGAAAUAGAAAAAUCAAGGAUUAAACAUAUGACGAAGGGUAUUUAUUUGUUUACUAAAGCACAGAAUAGCAUGUUAUAUACAUACAGUAUGCUACUUUUGGUAUCAUUACCUCGAUUGCCAAAUUCUUGGGCUUUGAGAGUCCUUAUAGGAUGGUGGUGGAUUUACAGUAUCUUGGUUGUCGUAGUCUAUCGUGCCAGUAUGACAGCGACUCUUGCUAAUCCUGUGGCUAAAAUCACUAUCGAUACAUUGGAUCAAUUAGCUAGAAGUUCCAUUUCCAUUGGCGGAUGGAGUGAAGAAAGUAAAGAAUUCUUUUUACAAUCCUCAGACUCAGAUAGUCAAAAGAUUGGUAAUAAAUUUCAAUUGAUAAAAGAUGAAAAGGAAUCUAUAGAAAAAGUAGCAAAUGGAUCUUUCGGUUACUACGAAAAUGAAUUUUUCUUGAGAUUCAUUCAUACAGAAAAAUAUACGUUGGAAAAAAAGCAAGAAGAAAAUAAUACACCAAAUAAUAGAACGUCAGACAUGAAACAUAAUUUGCAUAUUAUGAAAACCUGUAUAAUUAAUAUGCCAAUCUCUCUUGGAAUGGAUAAAAAUUCUCCGUUAAAGCCAUAUGUUGAUUUAUGGGUUAGACGUAUGAUGGAAGUUGGUUUAGUAAAUAAAUGGUUAAGUGAUGUAAUUUAUCCAUUGCGACUUACCGAAAAACAACAAGAGAAAAUUUCUGCGAAAGCAUUGGUUAAUCUUCACAAGCUUUAUGGUGCUCUCGUUGCUUUAAGUAUAGGUUAUUUUUUUAGCUUAAUAACAUUACUAUGUGAAAUUUUACAUUGGAAAUAUAUCGUUUUAAACAAUCCUAAAUAUGAUAAAUAUUACUUAGAUAAAUUUUAUGCUUAAGUAUGAACACGUUUAUUAAA
Molecule: messenger RNA, 1904 nt
Organism: Polistes canadensis
Lineage: Eukaryota; Metazoa; Arthropoda; Insecta; Hymenoptera; Vespidae
Gene: Ir68a
Product: glutamate receptor ionotropic, kainate 4-like
Exons: 8
Coding region: 1-1884 (627 amino acids)
Cellular component (GO): membrane
Molecular function (GO): glutamate-gated receptor activity
Source: RefSeq, a predicted model, not a curated record